This is a messenger RNA of Pectinophora gossypiella (pink bollworm), 4247 nucleotides long. RefSeq lists its product as uncharacterized. The record is from RefSeq and is a predicted model, not a curated record. Lineage: Eukaryota; Metazoa; Arthropoda; Insecta; Lepidoptera; Gelechiidae. The transcript has 3 exons. The coding region runs from base 421 to 2052 and encodes 543 amino acids.
GUAUUUGAUUUUGAACGAAUCAAAAUGGAUGCUGGGUGUGAAUGAACUAUGUACUGAAAAACGAGCAGCUUUUUAUUGAAUUGUGUCGUGGGCCCGAUUAUUAUCGGGAAUCCGGCGUCGCGGUCUUGUUUUGUAAUUAUUUAAGAAGUGACAAACGUAUCAGUGCUCCCAUUUAAGUAUUCAACACUGUUAAUUCAAUUCGGUAGUCUCCGUGUCGGUAAUGUGUUUAUACGAAAGUCGGAGGAGCUUGUAACCCGCAGGUGGUCGUGGUAGGAUGAGGACUCUCACGACAAUUUCGGUCGUGGAUCCUCACCAAAGACUAGUGAAUAGUGUACUACAAACGUCGACGCUCUUUGCGACAUGGCGAGAGUGCUUGAACUGAGUCGUUGCUCGUGUUCUGUAUGAGCGGUCAGAAAUGAAAUGCAUAUACAGGAAGGAACAAACACAACUCUGACAACAUGUUCCAAAAUGACAGAGGAAGUGGACAGAAGACAUGGCGUGAAUGGUAACAGCAGCAAGGGUGCGAGUGAGGAUGCUCCUGUGAACAAUACUGCUCUUUCUGCAACUGGUGGAAGGCUCAAGUUCUUUAAAGAUGGCAAGUUCAUAUUGGAGCUGGUCCGCGGCUGCGGGCGCGAGGGCGAGCGCUCGGGCUGGGUGUCGGUGCCGCGCAAGACGUUCUGGCCGCCCGCCGCCGCGCCGCCCACGCCGCCUGCGCCGCACGCCGUGUCCGCCUCGCUCAGCGUCUCCGACGACAACUCCUCCAUACAGUCCUCGCCCUGGCAGCGCGACCACUGCUGGAAGCAAACCGCGCCUCGCCGCAAUCUCUCCAAAGAGUUAGCUAUGUAUUACUGUCGGCCCGCCACGCUGCACACCACCGUGAUCGCCGCCGCCAGCCGUCAGAAGCGACGUAGACCCUACGACACAAGUCACCUUGAUUUGGUUCCGAAUGGGCUGCGUCGCCCGCUCACGAACGGUAUAUGUGAGAAAAAACGCAAUGGCGAUACCCAGUCGCCCGGCGAAGACGCCGUCGACGGCGCAUCGACGGAAGCGAAAUCGAAGUCCGACGACGACAGGUGGGCGGAUUACGAUAGAGAAAAGUACUACCAUAUGAAACUUAAAAAACCAUAUCAGUAUCAUAAGUUAAGGGUGUACAAGAAAACGAGACCGGCUCUGAGACGCAAAGAAUUAACUCGAACGAUCGACAAAUUACGCGAGAGGAUAGCGUCUCUGCCGGUCCCUGUCAACGCAAAGUUGGCUAACUGUCGACAGGAACACAUGAUGGUGUCACCGAGAAAAAGGAUACUGAGGGAACUAGAGAGAGUGAGUCUCGAAGAUCAAAGUAUGAAGCGACGCGCCAAAACCGUGCCCACACUGAGCACAGCGUCGUACCCUCCGUCGCCGGGUCCGAGCCACGCGACCAAACCGCCGGUGGACACUCCGUUCCGGCCGCAUAACGGCGUAGCCACUACGCGAAAAGAACAGACCGUUUCAAAGAACGUCAGCAGCUACAGCAUACAUUCCUUGCUGUCGAUGCCCGACGACAGUCCAACGCGUCGGUCACCGGACGCCAAGAGAUCUCCGCACUCGUACCCACCGUCGUUGAAAACGGAGUCACCGUCUAGCGUUCAUUCGCCGGAUUUAAGUCCCAGCCCCGAUAACUACCGCUACCGGUACUCGGCACUGACGCUGGGCUCGCCGGGGCAGGGCGUGGCGCGGGACUCGCCGACGCCGCCGUCGGAGUUGGCGCGGUACCGCGGCUCGUACGCGCCGGCGUCGCCGUACGGCGCGCGCCAGUGGGCCGCGGGCGCGGCGCAGUACCGCGGCUCGCCGUCGCGAGACGAGUGGCGCGAGCUGCCCUACAUGUACGGCUACGGCUACGUGCCGCCGCUGUACCACCGCGCGCCUGCGCCGCCGCCGCUGUGGAUGCACUACGCGAUGGCGCCGGGAGCGCCGCCCGGACCUUGGGCGCCGCUACCUCAUCCUCUGCUUACUGACCACAUACCUAAGGAUGAACCUACUUCAGAUUUGCCGUUGAAUUUGUCAAAGCACUGAAGGAAACGGAUGGCGCUGGCGCAAGUCUGACACGUGAGACUGAACACACAAACAAAACCUGUAAUUUAUAUGAAAUCGAUCAAGUUCACUUCCUCGCGCGGGAAAUGUACACGUGAGCGUUGUAGGUAUAUGAAUGAAGGAGUCAAUGACUCACUAAUGUAUCAUAUAUUUUCUUUUUAUAUUAUAUACUAUACUAUAUUGAAAGAACAAGUUCGAACAGUAAACUUGUGGUAACGUCGUCAAUAAAUUUGUCCUGUCAACAUUCCAUUGCCACUGUGACUAUUGGCACGUGUAGAGUCCUCAAAAUCUACAUCCCACCUAACCUAACAUUUGUAAUCGCAAUGUAAUUUACUGCUGACUGUAACUAAUGUAUUUUUGCAAAAAAGCAAAAUAUAUUUUUGUAUAAAUUGUAGUUUUCCGACAGAGCUGAUCGGGAAUCUAUUUACAAGCUGAUGUAUAUUAUUAAAUACAUUGAAAUGCUAUAUUUUAGUAUAGUCUAUGUAUGCAGAGUCAUGUGGGUAUUUUCAUACGGAAUAUUUGUACUGCGAGUUGAAUAUUUUAAUAUUGGCUAUUAUUAUUUAGGAUAAGAAGCUAGGACGAUUUAACUGAUAAACAGAACCAGUUAUCAAUUGUUAAUAAUUAGUGCCUUGAAACAAAUGAAGAUAUUAAAACAUAUUUAUGAAUGAAAAAUAAUAAGAUAUUGCAUAAAAGUAACGCCUGGCUUUGUUCAAAUUUACAUAAAAUAGUCGAUUAAUUUGUAUAACAAGUGCGUAUGCACCGCGUACUGUCGCGGUCGCCAGUCGUCGGAUUAGCCACAUUGAAGUGCGGAAAUAAUUCCUAUUCCUACUCAUUUACAAAAUUCCAUAAGGUUUAUGUUCGAUCUCAUUAUUUAAUUUAGAAAAUAAAACGAGGUAAAGACUACAGUUUUGGGAUCAAAUUUGGAUGUGUGUUUAUGUAACAUGUACAUUAAAGUAAUAGACAUUGUAUAUAAUUUGUGAAUGGUGUAUUAUUGAUGGUGAGUCGGGCGUAGAUUUUAUCAGAGCAUUAAUCGCUUACGAUUUAUCAGUAAGAGUUUAUUACCUUCAAAUAAUUAUUUUAAUUGUACAGUAUUUUUGUAAUGAGUAUUUUAUGAUUGAUUGCGAUGAUGAUCGAUGUAGUGUCGUGUCGUGGCUGUGGGGUGGAGCGCAGUGCGCACGCGUCGACUCCGCCCCGCUGCGUUCGGGCUUUGAGAUUAAAAUGUAGAGGUAGUUUACUGCAAUUUUAGUUGAAGUACGGGGGAUAUGUAAUAUAAGGACAGUUAAAUGAUGGUAAGCGACUGACUUCUGAUGUAAUAUUAUCAUUAAUGGAAUUGUAUAAAAAUAGUUUUGUAAUCGGAGGCCUAUUGUAACAAACGUAUUGUCCGCCAACAAAGUUGACUUAGUGUAAAUGUAGCUGUAAUAGAUUCUGCUCAAUUUAAUUCUGAGUACAGUUAAGAAACACAUUAUUAUGUGUUGUCGACGGGAGCAAACUGUAUUUUGUAUGUAUUUUAAAAAAUCAUUAAUAUUUACUAUGUCUUUGAGUGUAUGCAUACCAAAAAUAUACACCUGUAUACCUACUAAACACAGUUCACGUGUUAUAGUGGUUUGCAUGGACUUGAGCAUUUUGAUAUGCUUUAUUUAUUUGGACUAUAAUCGAAUAGUCUAUCUUGCAGACUAGCUUCGAUUAUUUGGACAUUAUUUUAUUGAAUAGCUAUUUCAACCAAAACUCGCAAGAAGAUAAUACAAAGGUAUCAAUAAAAUAUAAACUACAUGAAACUAAUUUACUAUUUUUUUGUAUUAAUAAAUGAUAUUGUACUAAAGGUUCAGUUUCUCUUAUAUGUGUGUAGGUGAGGGGAAAACAAUCAAGUAAGUACAUUAGAGUGCCAUUCCAAAAUGCUGCAGCUUUUAUACUUUUAUGUAAGUAUAUUGCUAAGGAAAUAUAGUUUCCUCCCGCUUCAACACGUUUUACCGCUGUUAUUAAAGUAAAAAAAAAUAAUAUUUUUCUAUGCGAACUUAUAAUCACUAAUCGAAGUAUGUGAUAGCGCUUUCGAAUAGUGAUACGUGGUGAUUCACGUAUCUCAAAAUCCACUUAAAACAUAUUUAUCAUGCGGAGAAAUAGUUAUAUCCAUUUAUAUUAAGAUGUAGUUAUGUACUCGAAUAAAUAUAACUUUUACAAAA